AUGCCCGGUGGCGUCAGAGAACUGGUGACGCCACGCUUCCGUCAGGCGGCCGAAGCAGCGCUGGGUGGAGUGCGGGCCCCCACACUGCUCACCAGCGCGGUCGCCGGUACGGAGGACGUAGGUGCAGGGACCAGUACCCCCACCUCGCUGACGCCCAGCGUACCACUCACGAAGCUGCUGGGGGGACGGGGUCUCACGACUGCGUUGCUGCUGCUGCUGGCGCGGACCACCAACGGAGCCACUCCUCUGCGCAGAGCCGCGACCAGCUCCACCGCUGCCGGCGCCGCCUCCGCCACCUCCGCCGCCUCUGCCACCUCCACUGCCUCCGCUCCCUCCGCCACCGCCGCCGCCUCCUCCGCCUCCACCACUGCCACCGACACCUCCACCCCCGCCACCACUCCCACCACCACCCCCACCCACUCCACUACCUCCACCACCACCUCCACCGCCCCCGCCAGCCCCUCCAACGCCCUUGCCCCCCUUGCCCUUGCCGGUGUGGCGUCUCCCGCUAGAGGCAGACGCAGCGCCGACCGACUCCUAACCAACGAGGCCCCUCGCGGCCCCUUCGCGGCCCCGUCGCCGCCCCCUAUCGGCCCCGUCGCCGCCCCUAUCGGCCCCGUCGCCGCCGCCAGCGGCCCCGUCGCCGACCUCUCAGGCCCCUCGCGGCCCCUUCGCGGCCCCGUCGCCGCCCCUAUCGGCCCCGUCGCCGCCCCUAACGGCCCCGACGCCGCCCCUAUCGGCCCCGUCGCCGCCCCUAUCGGCCCCGUCGCCGCCGCCAGCGGCCCCGUCGCCGACCUCUCAGGCCCCUCGCGGCCCCUUCGCGGCCCCGUCGCCGCCCCUAUCGGCCCCGUCGCCGCCCCUAACGGCCCUGUCGCCGCCCCUAUCGGCCCCGUCGCCGCCGCCAGCGGCCCCGUCGCCAACCCUAGCGGCCCCGUCGCCGCCAGCGGCCCCGUUGCCGACCCUAGCGGCCCCGUCGCCGCCCCUAGCGGCCCCGUCGCCGCCUCCAACGGCUCCGUCGCCGCCACUUGCGGCCCCGUCGCCGCCCCUUUCGGCCCCUCCUCGACCCUGCCCCGGCCCCGCCUCGGCCAUGCCCCGUCGCCAGCCGCGGCACACCGAGGGCACGUGCACCGCCCCCCCCCCCUUUUCUCGUCGCCAGCCGCGGCGCACCAGGGGCACGUGCACCGCCCUCCCUCCCCCCCCCUUUUCUCGUCGCCUGGUCUGGGGGUGGCGAGUAGGGGGUGA
Messenger RNA from Closterium sp. NIES-65, 1242 nucleotides. NCBI's taxonomy places the organism in Eukaryota, Viridiplantae, Streptophyta, Zygnematophyceae, Desmidiales, Closteriaceae. The record is from the annotation of a GenBank genome assembly.